AUGUCGACCUCUGUUAAUUCGACCCUACCCGCGAGCUCGAGGACCCCAUCGAUACCUGCAACCCAUACUCCAGAGUCUGCAUACACAAAUGGACAUCAACAUGUUCACCACCAUGAUAUGGGUGCGCAUUCCGGAUCGGGAAACAUGGGGAAGAAGGGGAAACAGAAGAAAGCUACGGACCCGACAGAGGCUUCGAACUUGAUCGCGGCCAAGAUAUCGCAACUGGAGUCCGAUGCUGCGGGUGACAAGGAGCAAGAGGCUGAAAUUGAACGAGAAAGACGAAAGUAUGCUCGAGAGCUGAACAACCUCACUGGGAAAAUGGACGACUUGCAAAGGAUCGAUACGUUGCAGACCCGCGUCUCCGAGCUCUUCACAAAUAUGAAGCGUCUGGAGCGAGAGAACCAGAAGAACAAGAAACGGGGCGAUCAACUUCAAAAGGAGAGAGACCAUGCUAGAACAGACUUCACCAAACAAACCAGCCUGAGGGAAAAGCUCGAGAAACUCUGCAGAGAACUUCAAAAAGAGAACAAUCGACUCAAGAACGAGAAUAAGACUCUACAGGAUACCGAGAAAGAGAAUCAUGCAGGUUGGGAUGAGAAGUUCAAGCAAGUUUUAUGGCAAUUGCAAGAUUAUCAAGAAGCCAAAGAUCAUCCGCAAGCUCAGGUUGUCAAUAUCGAAAUGGACGAGCUGUUCAAACAGCGCUUCAAAUCCUUGAUCGAUCAAUAUGAGCUUCGCGAGCUUCACUUCCACGCUUUACUCCGAUCAAAAGAAUUAGAAGUUCAGUACAAUAUCGGCCGUUUUGAUCGGGAGAAGAAGUUAGCAGAGACAGAGAAUUCAAGGUCGCGCGCGUUAAAUGCACAGGUCUUGACUUUCUCCAAGACAGAAACCGAAUUGCGAAAUCAGCUCAAUAUCUACGUCGAGAAGUUCAAGCAGAUGGAGGAAAUGUCCAAGAAGACAAAGCGACUGGAGAAGGAGAACAUGAAUUUAACGAGGAAACAAGACCUUACUAACCAGAAUAUCUUGAAGAUGGCAGAAGAACGUACCAAGACCAACGAGGAACUCAAGGAGAUGCGGAAGAAGAAUGAUAAACUGACUAGUAUCAUCAACCAGAUGCAGAAGCAGGGAAGAGGGGUAGCUGGUGGAAUGGCAGGUAUGGUGGCAGGAAGUCAAGAGGGGGAAUACGUUGAGGGGGAAACGGAAAGUGAUUACGAAUACGAAGACGAGGAAGGCGAAGAUGGUGAUGGCGAGGAGGAUGAUGAAGAUCAUGGUAGUGAAGUCGAUUAUAAUGAGGACACUGAGGAGGAGGUCCAACUUCAAGGUCCGAAGCCAUUUGGCCCAGUUCCCCCACCGACAUUGGCUACAAAUGGGGUUGCUGCGAAUGGUGUCAAGCAUUAA
Mollisia scopiformis is the source of this 1395-nucleotide messenger RNA. RefSeq lists its product as uncharacterized. NCBI's taxonomy places the organism in Eukaryota, Fungi, Ascomycota, Leotiomycetes, Helotiales, Mollisiaceae. Gene Ontology annotation, molecular function: syntaxin binding. The record is from RefSeq and is a predicted model, not a curated record. The transcript has 5 exons. Bases 1 to 1395 code for a protein of 464 amino acids.